UGCCGCUCCGGGCUGCUGGAGGCAGUGGGGACCAUGGGGCUGGUGGCUUGCAAAGGGCACUAGCCUCUGCCUGUGAAGAGGCCUCAACUCUGUGACCCCCUCCCCCCACCACCACCAUCAUGGAGCCCCUGAAGGAGAGGGCUGGGUGGUGCACAGGGCACCGGGGGGAGGAGGCUGUGGCUGAAAGGAGACCCUUGCUGCAAGAGGACAUCGGCCAGGAUGGCAUUGCGAUGGGGGUUGAGCCGACAGGCUGGGGGACAGAUGAUCCAGACUUAGAAGAAAAUGAGGUUGGCACAGAUCCUGUUCGGGUCAUGAUGUUGCCACUUCAGGCCCAGCAUGCCAUGGAGAAGAUGGAAGAAUUUGUCCUGAAGGUCUGGGAGGGUCGCUGGCGUGUCAUGCCUUAUGAUGUGCUGCCUGACUGGCUGAAGGACAAUGACUUCCUCCUCCAUGGGCACCGGCCGCCAAUGCCCUCCUUCCGUGCUUGUUUCCGAAGCAUCUUCCGCCUCCACACGGAGACGGGCAACAUCUGGACACAUCUGCUUGGGUUCCUCUUCUUCUUGGUCUUGGGCAUUGGAUACAUGAUCAGCCCCAACAUGAAGUACGUUGCCCCCAUCCAGGAACGUGUUGUCUUUGGCAUGUUCUUCUUGGGAGCCAUCCUUUGCCUCUGCUUCUCCUGGCUGUUCCACACGGUCUACUGCCACUCAGAGGAGGUUUCCCGCACCUUCUCCAAACUGGAUUACUCUGGAAUCGCCCUGCUCACCAUGGGCAGUUUUGUUCCCUGGCUCUAUUACUCCUUCUACUGCUCACCUCAACCCCAACUCAUCUACCUCGUCAUCAUAUGUGUCCUGGGUGUCACAGCCAUCAUGGUGUCGCAGUGGGACCACUUUGCCACGCCACAGUACCGGGCCGUCCGAGCAGGGGUGUUCCUGGGACUCGGGCUGAGUGGCUUGGUCCCGACACUCCACUUCAUGAUUUCUGAAGGAUUCAUCAAGGCCACGACCGUGGGGCAGAUCGGGUGGCUCUUCCUCAUGGCAGUCCUCUACAUCCUGGGCGUGGGCCUGUACGCUGCCCGAAUCCCCGAACGCUUCUUCCCGGGCAAGUGCGACAUAUGGUUCCACUCCCACCAGAUCUUCCAUGUGCUGGUGGUGGCGGCUGCUUGUGUCCAUCUCCAUGGGGUCUCCCAGCUGCAAGCAUUCCGCUCUUCCUUGGGGGGCACCUGCACCGAGAAUACUGUGCUCUGAUAGCCUUCCGAGACCAGACUGACCACCUCUCCUGGACAAGGGCAGCCCUUGCACACUGCACUCCAUAUGGACCAAGAGCGCAGGGCCUUACACCCCCCCCCCCUUUUUAAGGGCACUGCACCUGUUUGAGGAGGGGGCUGUUCCUCCCUUCUCCUUCCUUCCUUUGAAGAAAAUCGCUGUGUCUCA
Messenger RNA from Lacerta agilis (Sand lizard), 1427 nucleotides. Its product is annotated as adiponectin receptor protein 1-like. The coding region runs from base 120 to 1241 and encodes 373 amino acids. Gene Ontology annotation, cellular component: plasma membrane. The record is from RefSeq and is a predicted model, not a curated record. NCBI's taxonomy places the organism in Eukaryota, Metazoa, Chordata, Lepidosauria, Squamata, Lacertidae. Gene Ontology annotation, biological process: adiponectin-activated signaling pathway. The transcript has 8 exons. Gene Ontology annotation, molecular function: signaling receptor activity.